AUGGACAUAAAUAAUAUAGCCGAAAACACGAUAAAGCUAUUGAGUGAAGAAAUUAACUUAGAAAAUGAAUCGAAACUAUACAAUAUGUCAAGGCAUUUGAACAAAAUUAUGGGUAACGUUGGUACUUGCGAAAAAUCUAUAUAUAGAAAGAAAGAUGAAAUUAAAAUUACCGAACUGUUUUGUAAGAUUGAAAAAACAGUUGAAUCGUGGGAAAACAUUUGGACUGUUCUUAAACAUGGUGACAUAACAUAUAAGAAAAUUUGUGAUUUUUUAAUAUAUUGGAUAUACGAUAAAUUAAAGAAUGUGGACUUUAAAACAUUGCAAAUUAAUAAAUUUUACACAGAUAUACAGAGAGUUAUAAAAAAGGAUAAAUUUAAUCAUAUAUGUUUUAAUAUUUUGAAUAAUGAAUUUUAUAGAAAAUAUGUAAAAGCAUAUGAUAGAAAAGUGAUAAAAAAUAAAAAAGAAUUAUACGAAUUUUUAGAAUACUAUAAUUUAAUAAAAAAAAGAUUAGAAGGAAGAACGUCAAACCAGGAACACUACUGUAACUAUGUAAAGCACAUUUUUGAUGUGUACGAAGAAAUGUAUGAUGGAUACAUUUCAAAAGGAUUAGAAAUAUAUUAUAAAGAGAUUUUGCUUUUUCAAGAAAUUUUUAAGGAAAAAAAUAAAGAUUUACAAUUUGUAGAAAAAAAUUGCCCUAAUAGAUGUUUAAAUUUAGUAUUCAAUAAAAAUAAUAAAUCCGUAUGUUCAUUAUCUAUGAAAAAGCAUGAAAUAAAUGCUCAAGAGGGAAAAAAGACAUUUGAGAUUCCCAAAACAGAUGAUUUUCUAAAAAAUUUGGCUUUAUAUAGAUUUUAUGAAGAAUUGUAUACGGCUUAUGAUUUUAAUAAUGAUACAUUUAUUUGUAGUAGCAUGCAAAAAAAUACUUCAAAAAAUAGUGAUUUUCGUGUCCUUUGCAACAACCUUAAUUUAAUAUUAUACGAAUGGACAGGAUUAUUGAAUCAAUUUAAAACACAUUUAGAUGAGAAUGAGUGCUGUAAUUAUUUAAAUUAUUGGUUACAUGAAAAAUUAAUAGGACAUCCUUUUCGUAAAAAUAUUACUAAAAUGCUUUACAUUGCCUGGGACCUAAUGAAUACAAAUAAUUCGGAGAAUAUUAAAUGUUCUCAUAAAAAUUUUGAUGUUAAUGAAAAUCAAUUUAAAAAGAAGAAAAAAUUAUAUGAUUUCUUAGGUUACUAUAAGGAUAUAAAGAGUAUUUUAAGCUCAAAGGAAACUUUGAAUACGAAACAGUAUUGUGAUUAUAUUAAGAACAAUUUUGGUUUGUAUUCUGUUAUGAAACAUGAAGACAUGUGUAACAAAUCAUCAGCUUAUAAUGAUGAAUUAACAGCUUUUAAAAAAGUGUUUAUCACAGAAUUAAAUAAUUUAAAAUUAGUAUGCCCUGGUAGACAUUUUGAGCUACUCUUCAAAGAUGAAAGCAAUAGAAAAACCUUGGAACCAUCAUAUGCACAUGAAAUAUUGCUUCAAAAUAAUGAUUAUAUAAUGGAUAAUAGUAAAACAAACUUUGAAAUAACUUAUUUUGAAGAAUUACCAUCAUAUAAGAAAUACGAAGAAUUGAAUAAGCACAAUAAUAUUGAUAAAUAUUGUGGUGAUUGCAAGGAGAUACUUAUUCUAGAAAAGGACACUCCUGGAAUAUAUGAGCUUUGUAAAAAGGCUAUAAAAAACUUACGUGAAGUCAUUAAAAAAGAAAAUUGUAAUGAAUGGGGUGAAUAUUUCAUUUAUUGGAUACAUGAUGAAAAAGGCAAAAUAAUUCGCGAAAAUAAAAUAAAUAAUAUAGAAAAUUAUAUGGUAAAAUUGUUCGAUGUGUUUUAUAGAAUCAUGGACCAUUUAGAUAUUAAAAAUUGUAUAUAUUAUUAUAACUCUCACGUUAGUCUAGAUAAAUGGAAAGAAAUGAAAAAUUUGCAUGAUUAUUUUAAAAACUACAGCACUAUUUCUAGUUGUGUCAGCGAUCCAACAAAAAAUAAUUGUCAUAUAUAUUGUAAUUAUGUUAAUUAUAUAAGCGAAAUAUAUAAAAAAAACUUAAAAGAGUGUUGUAUUUAUUAUUACGGUGUGGAUCAAGUUGCUGAAAAUAGAUGCCCUAGUUAUUUUAUAUGUGAUAAGGAAAAUAAUCCGUAUACUUUACUGUCUAAACUAGAAUGUGUAAACCAUCCAUCUAGGGAAGAAGUAGAUAAUAUAUACGAUGAAGCAACCAUUGAUCGUAAUGUUAAAUUAAUAAGUGAAAGGUAUAAUAAACAGAGCAACAAAUCGAUAUAUGUGUAUGAAGCAUCGAACAGUGAAUCAGAAUAUGACUCUUUCCAUGUUAUCAUGUUAACUGCUUUUGUAUGCCUGGGAAUAUUUUUUACCUUUUUUGUUUUCUAUAAAUUCACCCCAUUGGGAAUAUGCAUUAACAGGAAGAUACUCAAAAAGAACAGAAUUACAAAUAAGUAUGAAAACCGUUUUCAAAAUAUACAAAAGAAUAAAUCAAAAAAUUCCAGAAUAAAUCCACAGAGUCUCGGUGUGCUUAUAUCUUAUCAAUCAGUUUGA
Messenger RNA from Plasmodium gonderi, 2571 nucleotides. Its product is annotated as variable surface protein. The record is from RefSeq and is a predicted model, not a curated record. The transcript is spliced from 5 exons. NCBI's taxonomy places the organism in Eukaryota, Apicomplexa, Aconoidasida, Haemosporida, Plasmodiidae. Bases 1 to 2571 code for a protein of 856 amino acids.